Molecule: messenger RNA, 1024 nt
Organism: Corticium candelabrum
Lineage: Eukaryota; Metazoa; Porifera; Homoscleromorpha; Homosclerophorida; Plakinidae
Product: protein CLN8-like
Exons: 2
Coding region: 1-837 (278 amino acids)
Biological process (GO): lipid homeostasis
Cellular component (GO): membrane; endoplasmic reticulum
Source: RefSeq, a predicted model, not a curated record
AUGAUUUACGAGCUGUACGAGAAAGCAGAUUUUGACAGUGUCACAGUUCAGUGUGUCGCCGUUGCAGCAUCCUUCCUCUUUUUUGUCUUCGUCUACGUAACUUCUCUGCUUCUAUCCAGUCCCACCUUCACUUUUCAACGACUCAGUAUACGUGAGAAAGUCUUCUGGAAUUUGACGGUAGCUCGAGGUGUCUUUGGAGCGUAUUCGUUCAUGUUCAGCUCGUAUUGUUUGAUGACACAAGACGAGUUGUUCAACGAUGUUGUAUUCGGUAAAACGAAGGCCAGUCUGUUUCUGGUGUCGACUGCAGUUGGAUUUUUUGCCUUUGAAUGUGUGGCUUUCUUUACAUCUGCGGCUAUGUUUGGGAAGAUGGAUCGAACCCUGGCUGUACAUCAUGCCCUUGCCUUGGUCAGCUUUAUUCGUGCUCUCUACUUGCAAAUCGCCCAUUUCUUUGCACUCUUUGCACUUGUACUAGAGAUGACUACCCCUUUUACUUGUAUAUGUUGGGGUCUCUUAAAAGCCAAGCUGAUGCACACACGUCUGUGGCUUGCCAACCAAUGGAUGCUUGUUCACCUCUUUCAUUGUCGAUCAUUGAUUGAGUGCUAUUUGUGGUACAAAUCAUGGAUGAAUUGGAACUAUAUUUGGACAAACAUGCCGGGUGAUGUUUUCUUUCUUCAGUUUUUCUCAAUGUCUGUUCUCAGCUUCAUCCUUACACCUUACUGGACAUACAAGAAGACAAUGCAGCUCCUUGAUCCAACUGACUGGAAUCAUCCACAGGUGGAGAAGAAAUCUGAUGUCCCUAAUGAUGACAGAGCUGAAGACAAAGACAAGACAAAUUAAAAGUGCAUACACAUUAGAGUCUUUGAUGCUAAUUUUUGGUAUUGUAUUAUUUUAGCAUUGUGGGAUUGAAAAGCAGGAUUGUUAAGUGCAGGAUAAUGACAAAAAAUGAUGUUAGUAAAGAUUGCACAUUUUGUUUGUAUCACAGACAAGGAAUGUGCAUUGUUUAAUGCAUUUUGUAUCUCUAAAU